AUGGCCACAGCUGGAGCGAUCACGAAGGCGGCAGCGCCAAAGAAGAACACUGUCGACUACAUACCCAGCAAGCUGGGCUACGACACAGCUAUCCCUGUUACCAUACUCGAAGAUCGCAGUGACUUCAUAGAAAAGUGCAAACCCUACGACAUCAUUGAUGGGCCAAACCCCCUUGAUGACUCAGAGGUGACGGUUGCAACGCUGCCCCGCACACCGACAGCCCUUGUGUCGGCAGCGUCAGAGGUUAUCCUGUCGGAACGCUUGAUUGAGCGCAGCAGCCGAAGAAGGUCUCACUCGGGGCUAAAGGCAGAGAAGCCUCACGCCACCAAGCAGGAGAGAGAGGACGAGGAAGGGCAAGACAGGGCUGCCUUCAUUUUCACUAGACCGUCUCGAGACAGAUGGGCAGAGGAGCGCCUUGCGGACCACCGACCGUACCAGCUGGUACGAUCGAGCGAUAUCGAGACGUAUGUGCAGUAUGUUCUGGAUGACGUUGACUAUGACUGGUGCGAGCGUCAGAAAGUCUCCCCGGAGAGUCUGCAGCGCGGCGUGACGUACCUUGAAUGGGCGUACACCUCCUCGCUUCUGAAGGCAGCAAGGCCACAUGUUACCUCCCCCAAAGACUCAGGUCCUGCCGCCAGUGACUCUGUCGUCACCCGACAUGGUGAGGCGGCCCACUUGUCGAGCACGCUGUCUUCGUCUCACGCUAGUGCCACUGUGGCAAGCAACGGAAGGUGUACCUAUUCCAGACGGCAGAAGGGCAAGGACAAGACUAGUGCUGGCGAUGUCCCUCUGUUCUUAUGCGCGCUGUGCUCCAUGCCAGUACAUGUGCUGAUGUCGCAGCCGUGGACCUCUGCAGAGGGAUGUGCUACAGGCGGGCCCAACUCUCUCCACGAAAGGCAAGGCGAAGCAACCCACUCGACUGGUGCGUUCUCGUCCCCACCGAUUGCACGAGGAGACAUACGGAUCGGGGGCCGUUAUACAGGAAGCGUGUCCGCUCUGCAACCGCCAUUGCCUGCGUUGCACAGCAACAGGGGGCUCAGUGAUGUCGGUGCAGGAGCACCGGUCCCCUCACAGGAUGUGCAGUAUAAAGGACUUCGCUGCUGCGACUGCGGUGUUGUCGCGCAUCUUCGCUGCUGGUUCUUUUCAGAACCACCGAAGCGACCAGAGGCGUGGAUAUGUGACGGCUGUACCGCUUACGCCCGGCACCACAGGCGCAGUGCUUGUGUGUGCUGCAUGUGCAGCCGCCCCGGUGGAGUGCUUCUGCCUUACGUCUCUUCUGCAGCGAAGGACAAUAGUGAUGGAGUUGAGCCUAAAUCUCCACACGUGUCUUCCCCCCACGCCCUCUCAUCGUCAGCGGCGGCGCUGUCAGACAUGGUCUGCCAUGCCGUGUGUGCUUUGAGCAUACCGGAGUUGUCUGUACACUUCCAUGACACCGUGCUGCGUCGCAACGGACUUAUCGAUAUGCAGAUGCGCCCGUACGUGUACGCGCUUCGCCGUGUUGGCAAGCCCAGGUACGCCAUGAAUUGUGUGUUUUGCCACCACGGAAGUGGUCGGUGUGUCCAGUGUUCGCACCCGCACUGCUUUGAGGCGAUGCACGCGUCCUGUGCGGCUGAAGCGCACACCAUUGAUUGGCAUAUUGAGUCCCCCUUCGUACCUACGAUUGCCAGUUUCAGUAGCACGAGCGCCGGACCACCAGCUGGUAACUCGACUUCGAAUGGCAUCACCCCGCCCGUUUCGCCGGGCAGCUCCCUGAUGAGCACCGCUAGCUGGACUAGCUGCUCGCCUUACUGUAGGAAGCACUACGGUUACGCCAUCGGCAACUCCGUCAGUUCUGCUGCGUUAGGGCGCAAGGCGGAGGCGGAGGCGUUGGCGCUGGACUUGACCGGGCUGCUUACUGGCGGCGAUGGGCUCACGUCACCGGUGGUGCGCAAGCGCGGUCGCGGACGGCCGCCAGUGGCAGUGGUAAAGCAACGGGAAGCAGAGCGCGACCUCAUUUCAAGGCUUCGCGCCUACUGGCUUGAACGCAGGGAGCAGCGGCGACAGUCGUCGGCCCAGCUCGCCAGCGAAAUUAAUGCACGCCUGCGGCCGAUUGUCGAGGCAUCGUUGCGGCCAGAAAUCGUCAAGGUUUCGGCAGAGAAGGUGCGGCUUUCUCACUUUCUGAGUCUCGUGCCAGAGUGGCAAUGGCAGCUCGUUGCCAUCGUCGAAGGCGAGCUUCCACUGCCGGACGAGGAGUACGACGACGUGCAGAAGUUCCGCAAAGUCACCCACACACGUCACUCUGGCAACACGCGGAGUUUGUACGACAAAAUGUGCGCAUCUGCAGUACAGCUUGACCUACUCUGCCAAGUUGCGGAGGCGAUGAAGGAGCAGUGCAGACUGCGGCGAACGAGCGUCGAGCUGGAGCUGGCGGCGCUUCGGAUUCUCAGCGGGUGGAAGUAG
Molecule: messenger RNA, 2439 nt
Organism: Leishmania braziliensis MHOM/BR/75/M2904
Lineage: Eukaryota; Euglenozoa; Kinetoplastea; Trypanosomatida; Trypanosomatidae
Exons: 1
Coding region: 1-2439 (812 amino acids)
Biological process (GO): regulation of transcription by RNA polymerase II
Source: RefSeq, a predicted model, not a curated record